Molecule: messenger RNA, 2446 nt
Organism: Astyanax mexicanus (Mexican tetra)
Lineage: Eukaryota; Metazoa; Chordata; Actinopteri; Characiformes; Acestrorhamphidae
Gene: wdr41
Product: WD repeat domain 41
Exons: 14
Coding region: 240-1595 (451 amino acids)
Biological process (GO): regulation of autophagy
Cellular component (GO): lysosomal membrane
Molecular function (GO): protein binding
Source: RefSeq, a predicted model, not a curated record
UGUGAUGGAAGUAUGUUGUAGGUGUAAGUGACAGUACUAGACUGAAGCUGUUCUCUGAUAAAUAAUAAUAAUAAACUCUAAUAAUGAGCUGUGAGCGCUGAGCUGAGCGGUGGUGAAGCCGAACUGGUGUUGGAGCUGCGGGUCAGUGUGUUUCAGGGCUCGGCGGCGGCGGAGGGGCGCUGGAGGGGCAGGUUUUAGAAUCUGCUUCCUGUACAAAAAGUACAUAAAGACCCUUAGUCAUGCUGCGAUGGAUCCUCGGUGGUCGUGGUCCUCAGGGUGCUGUCGAAAAGAGCGCGGCGCUGUGCAUCGGGGAGGAACAGCCCAAAAACUGCUUCACGGAGCUGCAGGUGCUGAAAGGACAUUUUGACAUUGUUCGAUUUCUGGUGCAGAUUGAUGACUUCAGGUUUGCUUCUGCCGGUGAUGAUGGGAUGGUGCUUGUGUGGAAUGUUCAGACUGGAGAGCGGUUGGUGGAGUUGCGAGGUCACACUCAGCAGAUCACGGCUAUGAUAUCAUACACUUUCAUCAAAGGAGGAAAAGCUCACACUGCGCUUCUGACGGCAUCAUCGGAUCGUACACUAAGUCUGUGGGACCCAGACACAGGAAACCGAGUGCAGACGGUGUCUGAUCUACAGUCUUCUGUGAAGUGUUUACUGGUGUUGAACAGUGUGGAUCUGUGGCUCUCUGGUGGUAAUGAACUGUGUGUGUGGAACAGAGACUUUCAGCUGCAGUGUAAAUCUGUACAUCACAGAGAUACAGGAAUCUCUGCAAUGGUGGAAUUACCCAAAAACUGCAUUGCUGCUGCCAUGGACAAAGAGAUUGUUAUAUUUAAGUUAAGCCUGUCUGACCCGGAGAUGUCAGUUUUUGCUACCCGUCACCUGGCUGACCACCAAGAUACGAUCCGAACGCUUAUCAGCAUCAAUGACAGCCUGUUUGCUAGUGGAUCUCACAACGGUGAGCUUAUCCUCUGGGACGCCCUGGAUUGGACGAUCCAGGCUUAUGAACUGAUUCUGUGGGAGGAGGCACCAGGAGAUGGCCAGUCAGAGAUUAGAAUGGGUCAGCAGAAACAGACUGAGAUGUCUAUUCAGCACCUGACCUCUGAUGGGGAGCUGGUGGUUGCAGCAGUAGGCAGUGGUCUGUAUGUGUACAACGCGGUGAUGAAGAUGGUGGUGGCCUACAGGAAGAUUGCACAUGACUCUGAUGUUCUACACACCAUGCUGCUGGACAAUGGACUGGUGAUGUCAUGCUCUGAAGAUGGCAGUGUUAGGAUCUGGGAGUUGCAGGACCUCCCCCUAGCAGCAGAGCCCGCCUCCUCAGGGUUUUUUGGAAUGUUUGGGACGUUCGGCCGGUCCGGUAAGCAGGCUGCUGGUGCUCCUGUGAAGAAGCUGCUGGAUGUUCCUGGUCUGCGUUCACUGGAGCUGAUUGGAGAUCUGAUUGGUCACUCUGGUGCUGUUCAGAUGUUUUUGAGUUUCGGGGAGAGAGCCUUGGUUACCUGCUCAGCUGACCACCUGCUCAUCGUGUGGAAGGACGGCGAGAGAGAGUCACAGCUACGCAGUCUGGCGCUUUUCGAGAAGCUGGAGGAGAUGCAGGGUCUGUAGGCUGAGUCAAAAGUUCAGAAGUUCCUCAUUCAACUCCAUCCAUCUGGUUUUAAAACUCCAUCUAUGAACGAGCUUAAAGCGAACUGACACAUUUAUCAGCAUCAACCAGGGACAGGUAAACAACAUGCCCCAUGACCCAAAGUGUGACCACUCAGUGACUGCAGCUUAUUUUAACUUUUUCUUAAAACUUCUAAGAGCCAUUUUGAGCUUGGGAUGCUAUUCCUGCCUUACACACAAGCAGUAUUUAUCUGUUACUGAUCUGGCUUUGCUGUCAUGUUUUAAAGUGAGAUUUUAAUUUUAUUUGUUUGUUUUUAGUUUUUAAUUUUUUUUUAAGUGUGAAUGCACUGGAUGUGAUUUUAAGCAUUUUAAACAUUUCUGAUUAUUCUUUUUAUACACAUUUUAAUGUAUGGUUUACAUUUUAUGUAGAUUUGUGUGCAGAAAUAUUGUAUUGUUAAUUUAAAUGGAUCAUGAUUGUGGCAAUGUUUGAAAAUCGCACGUUUGUUUUUAACGUUUGCACAUUUUAGUUUUUACCUAAAUGUAAAAUGAUUUUAAUGGUUAUUUCAACAAUAUUAAUGUAAACUGACAUUAAUUAAAGCCUGCUUUAUGAGAAGGGCAUAAGACAGAACAUUUAUUGCAAGUGAUUUUUAAUGUGUUUCACAAAUACAACGUUUUUUAUGUUUUCAAAUGGGGAGCGACUCCUCAGAAACAACAGUGGAUUCUCAGACAGAAAUGAAAACAAUGUAAGCAAAAACUGCGGAAAGUUUUGGUGCGACAUACAGAUAUAGGCUUCUUUGACAACAAAAUGUUAAAUCCUUCAAAAACAGAAUAAACAGAAAAGAAAAAAAAAACAA